AUGCUGCUCAUGUUACCAGAAGAGAUCAUAUGUAUGAUUGCAGAACAGUGUUCGCUGAGGGAUCAAGCUUCACUGGCACGCUCGUGUAUCCGGCUGCAUGGAAUAUGCAAUCACAUCCUGUACAGCAACGACGCGCGGAACCACAAGUGUUCUUCUGUGUUUCAUGCUAUAGCCUGGUGCCACGACCAGUUCCUUGCCCUGAAGACCCUCAUGGCAGCCAAGGCAGGUGGAGCAGAUUUCAAGCGAUGCCGUGAUUCCCGUAAUCAUCAUCCCGCGUCCCUCCACCACUCCGACGCGACGCUCCAUUCUCCCAUCCAUCUGGCAGCCAGGCGCGGACUGGAUGGCAUCGUCUCCUUCCUUAUCGAUCAAGGCAUCCCCCCAGAUGGACUGGAGGAUGUAAAAAGAACGCCUCUCGCGGAGGCCAUCUUACACAACCAAGAGUCGGCUGCCAUCCUUCUAGUUCAUCGAGGUGCGUCCGUCGGGCUUCAGCCUCCGCAGUUCGAGGCGUACUGCGCUGCUAUUCGCCAGGGCCUUGCAGAGCUCGCAGAGAUCAUCGUAAAGGCAAGGGGCAUCGAUGUCAACUCUGAUGUUGGGUACGGUUGCACGGGAUUCCUAUUGGCUGCGUACUACAAACAGAGUCGAGUGUUGCGCGCCCUCCUCGACCUCGGAGCCGAGGCGAAAGGGGCAUUGCGGCAUUUUAGCCAGACUCACUCGUUCGCAUCUCUUUUGUGGACCUUGGAGGCCGGUGCUGUAGCCUUGCGGAAACACCUGGGCCCCAGAGGGCUCCUUGACCUCGUCGUAUCCGUCGUCAUGGAACAGGCGGCGCCGAUUCAGAAGAGCCAGCAGGUGGCCGCGUUGCACACUCUGCUGGAUCUGUUGCAGAGAGAAAAGUCUGCCGUAUAUUCGGGAUCCGCGCUCCCGACUGAUGAGUUAGAUCGUUUCCUGGAUGCCCUCCUGCAGAGAGUGCUAUCGGUUAAUCGCACAGACGCAGCUAUCGCGUCGGCACUGUUGCAGCAUGGUGCCCGCAUUCGAGUGGGCAUCUUCUUGCAGCUUAUAGAUGCCCUCAAUUCAUGGACCUUUUCCAAGGACACUUCGCGCUGCCUACGUCGCUAUCCCAAGCUCCUUCAAAGCUUUGACUUUGUAUAUUCUUACUGCGUCAACCUUGCGCCCACAAAAAGGAGUUUCACGAUCGACUACUUCGUCGAGAACGUACCGAAUCAAGCCGUUCGACUCGUGCACGAGUUGAAGCGGCUCGAUUUACCACUUACAGCCAGGGGAAUCCAGAGGAUGGGUCUCAGAAUAGCCAGGGAAGGGAGCCGGGAAGCGCAGUCCGGCAGUGCGGCUUAG
Molecule: messenger RNA, 1347 nt
Organism: Fusarium vanettenii 77-13-4
Lineage: Eukaryota; Fungi; Ascomycota; Sordariomycetes; Hypocreales; Nectriaceae
Exons: 1
Coding region: 1-1347 (448 amino acids)
Molecular function (GO): protein binding
Source: RefSeq, a predicted model, not a curated record